AUGGACAUCAAUUCUUUAAAUUGUUAUUUGAUGCAUACGAAUAAAGAUCUUAUCUACAGUCAUCCGUUGUUCCCAUUAUUAGCAAUUCUAUUUGAUAAAUGUGAAUUAGCAACAAAUUCUGCUAGUUUACUUGGAACAAUUAACGAAGAUAUUGUUGAGUUUACCAAACAGCUAAAUAAAGAACAAUUACAAUGCUACAGAUCAAACCCGGAAAUGGAUAAUUUAAUGAUACAAGCAGUACAAAUCCUUCGAUUUCAUUUACUCGAAAUCGAAAAAGUUCACGAAUUGUGCGAUAAUUUUUGUCAGAAAUAUAUUAACCUAUUAAAAGGCAAAAUGCCAAUGGAUAUGGUUAUGGAUAAUACGAAAUAUGAAGCAGAAGAAGACGAGGAAGAAGAAAGUAUAAUCAGUAACGAUGAUAUUAAAACCAUAUGUGUAUUACCGGUUAAAACCCAAUAUGUUUCACCUCAAAUGUCAGUAACAGAUGACAUGAGUGAAAAUUUCGAGAGCGAUCCUUGUGAAGAAAACGAUGAUAUACCGCAACGUCGUCAAAAGAAACGAGGAAUUUUUCCGAAAUCGGCAACAUCAUUAAUGCGCGCUUGGUUAUUUCAACAUUUAAGUCAUCCAUAUCCAUCAGAAGAGCAAAAGAAAAUAUUUGCUAGAGAAACGAACCUUAAUAUAUUGCAAGUUAAUAAUUGGUUUAUUAAUGCGCGAAGGCGAAUCGUACAGCCAAUGAUUGAUCAGUCGAAUCGUGCUGCAAUGAUGGGAACAGUUUGUAAUGAUUAUUUGCCUACUAAUCCUUAUCCUACAAUUGAUCCAAGUCGAGCAGCGUACGAAUUUCAGACAAACUUGUAUGAUGAUUUAGCAAGAACAUCAGCAUAUCGAUCACCGCCAAUACCAAUUUAUGCAUCGAUGUAUCCGAAUUCAUUUUUUUCUGCAGUCACUGAUCCGAGUAAUACGUUGUUAUCAACGCACUAUGGAAUCUCACCAUCAUCCUAUCAUGGACAAGAACACUAA
Molecule: messenger RNA, 1014 nt
Organism: Rotaria socialis
Lineage: Eukaryota; Metazoa; Rotifera; Eurotatoria; Philodinida; Philodinidae
Source: the annotation of a GenBank genome assembly